GAGAGGCAGACCCCCAUCUCCGAGUGCUCCAGACGUUCUCAUUGGCCAGACCUUUCUACAAAUCCAACUCAGCAACUUCACUCAGAACAGACUAACAAAUUAUAACCGUAUGUAUUUUACCAACAAAAACGCGUUUGCACUCUACCAUACAUUGGUGCAAGUGUUAAAGAUGAAAGUUUUGUCGGUCUUUUUAUUCUAAUAUAUCCAAAGCGACAGUUACUUUUGAUUGGUUAUCUUAUAGGAUUUCGAAAUUAUAGAGAGAGCUAUUUGAUUCAAGGAAAGGAUUGGACAAAGAACUAUCUUCUCCGGCCACAAUCCUGAGCAUCCAGCGGCAAAAUCGAGACAGUGAGAAAAAGAACAGAUAAACAACCAAGGACAUCUACGGGCCUUACCCAAUUUUCAACAUUUUCUCCAACUUUACCCCCCAGUCCAACAUUAGCAUGAUGUCGUAUCUGAAGCAACCACCUUACACAGUCAACGGACUGAGCUUAACGACCUCCGGAAUGGACCUUCUGCAUCCAUCCGUAGGCUAUCCAGCGACACCCCGCAAGCAGAGAAGAGAAAGGACGACUUUCACACGCGCCCAACUUGACAUUUUGGAGGCACUGUUCGGCAAAACUCGCUAUCCUGAUAUAUUCAUGCGCGAGGAAGUAGCACUAAAAAUCAACCUACCAGAGUCUCGUGUACAGGUUUGGUUUAAGAACCGAAGGGCAAAGUGUCGCCAGCAGCAACAGCAGCAGCAGAACGGGGGCCAGAACAAGGUGCGACCAGCCAAAAAGAAGAGUUCUCCAGCCAGGGAAGCGAGCUCUGAAAGCGGGGCGAGUGGCCAGUUCACACCGCCCUCAAGUACUUCAGUCCCGACCAUCUCAACCAGCACCGCACCGGUAUCUAUCUGGAGUCCAGCCUCUAUCUCUCCGAUGGCUGACCCUCUCUCUACCUCCUCUUCCUGCAUGCAAAGAUCAUACCCAAUGACCUACACACAGGCCUCGGGAUACAGCCAAGGCUAUGGCGGAUCAACGUCAUACUUCGGCGGAAUGGACUGUGGUUCUUACCUUACUCCCAUGCAUCACCAGCUGUCUGGCCCCGGGACGACACUCAGUCCUAUGAGCACCAACGCUGUCACAAGCCAUCUGAGCCAGUCCCCUGCGUCCCUCUCCACUCAGAGCUACGGAGCCUCGGGGCUAGGCUUCAACUCCACGGCGGACUGCUUGGAUUAUAAGGACCAAGCGGCAUCCUGGAAACUGAACUUCAAUGCAGAUUGCUUGGAUUAUAAAGACCAGACUUCAUCUUGGAAAUUCCAAGUCCUGUGAAAAAAACAAUGUGUAAACUAUUCAAACAAAGACAAUGAUAAAUCAAACAUAUAGCUCUGACAUCCUUCAAUAAGAUAUAUGCUUAAAAUACUGAAUAUUCGUGUCGUCGGUAAGGAACUGCGAGAGAGAGGGGGCUAUCGGUGGCGCCUCGCGUUGUUGGCAUGAUGUUUGGCCCCAGCCUGUAGAGGAGAAUUUAGAAUUUAUUUUAGCGUUGGCUAAGAGACUUUAUUUUCAUUAACUUCACAGGUUGUAGCCCUCUCACAUGUAUGUCUGUCAGUGUGUGCCUCUAUGCUUACAACACCUGUUGGUUAAUUUAAGGAAAACUCGGAGGUGACCCGUAGUAAUUUAUGGUACAUCACAGCCAGGGAACAAAUCCUUAUCCCAGAACAACAUUGCUAGAGGAGCGGAUCUUUUGGUUAAGAGCUUUGGAUGGACAGGCUUCGUUUAAGCCUUAUAACUUGCCGACCUAUUGGUAGAGAGACUGAUCAGGAUGGUGUGUGGACUGCGCGCACCCGAGGCGACAUGGAUGCACUACUUUAUUUAAGAAAAAGUGUUUAUAAGGAAUCAAUAUGUAGUUUCUAAGAGACAAUCAGUGUGUGUCUUAUAUAAAUGGUACAUAUGUGUUUUUUAAAAUCUGUGCUAGCCUUCGAAACUGUGAUCUGUUGUAUUGUAUGCAAUUUGUGAGCUCCCUCGCAUCAGCGAUGACUCUCUGCUGUGAUUUUAAUAGAUUUGUAACUUUUUGAUCAACAAAAAAAUAAUGGAUAAUGAGAAAAUAAUUAUUAUUGCAAGAGACAACCUGACUGUCCAAACCCAUGGUAGAACAUCUGAGGUGAUACUGGAAAAGAAACUUGAUUGCUGAGAGCUCUCUAGAUUUGCGCGUUGUUCUCCGUUGAUCACACGCUGAUUGUGGAUACCUAACAUGGCUCCAAAGAUGGUGUGACCCCACCGCUGAACAGACAUGAAUAAAGGUCCUGUGAUCUGACCCCCCUCCCCCCAUUUAUCAAUUAACUUAAUAUGGAUUCACUAUUGACUGUGUGUGAGUGUGUGUGUGUGUGUGUUGAUUAUCAUAUUUAUGUAUUUUACAAGGUCAUCCUUGGACCAAUAUGGAUUAAACGUUGUGUAAGUAGGUCUUAUAUGUACUGUAUGUCCCCUCACCUUGAAUCAGGGGCGGAAUGGGACCAAACAUCUGCCCUGGCAUUUCUAACAGGAGGACACUCCCAUUUUCUUUGCCCCCAUUAUUAGCCUGAUAAUGAUCAUUUUGCUGAUAAUGAUCCUCAUAGGAGUCAUAAUUCAAUUUAUUGGAAUAAUAGAGAAAGAACACCCGUCUCGUGUGUUUUAAGGAUAUGUUUAUUGCAAAAUUAACAGGACUUCAGCCAUUCAAGCAAAAAGUCUAACAAAAUCUUGGUAGGCAAGAUAAAUGCCAGUAGUCUAGGCCUAUGCAAUGUUAUCUCCUCAGAAUAAGAUCUUUCCCAAAUAAAUUAAUGAACGAAUGUCAGUCAUAUAAAAGACUCACAAUAACAACAGCAAUAACAACCUCGAUCAUAUUAAUAUUCAAACGACAUAGAAAAAAACCCUGUUGACUAGUUGGGAUUACCUUUUGACAGCAAGAGGGCGGGCUGUUUUAUCAUUUCCAGAGAGAUUUUAACGCUACUUCAGGUUUUAGGAGGUGUGUUAAUUAGGCCUGUAAUUACCAUCUUAGUAAGCAAUCAUUAGCCACACUUGGCCGUUCAAUAUCCUCCAAUCCGCCUCAAACGGUAAACAGGCAGCCUGCUGUCUACAAUGACCAUUGCUAUAAUAAAGAAAACAUACGGUGUAAACCUAGCUGUGUUUCAAUCAUAAUAGAUCAUGGAUAAAUAAUACCAGAGUUGGCCUAUUUCAAGCCAUAAAAUGGUUGUUGCUUUUUUUCUUUGUCAAGCCCAGUGAUACAAAACGUGGAUUUGACUUAUUCACGUUGAAUCCAAAAUAAAUAUGAUACGAUGACAGUGAACAGCUCUGCGUCGUGUAAUUGCGCUAUUACAAAAUAAGAGUUUAUAAUUUCAGAAUCAGCCAGGGUCCAGGGUAGGCUAUAGCACAUUUUAAUUAGCCUAUGUUUCUUUGUUCGUUUCCUGUCCCUCGUUUUAGAUAGUCUCAGCGACAGGAAUGUGCUUCUUGGGAAAAUUGUGUUAAUCCUGGCCUCAAAGAGAAACUAAUCCCAAUAUUUUACUAGCGGGUUUCUUUAGGCACAGGGCAACCGCGGUUUAAUUCAAGCACCACUGCAUGCUUCUACCCAACUCUGCAUUCCAUAGGCUGGCCUACUGCACCAGUUCGUUUUAAGCAGCCUCUCUACAAACAAACUUUGAUUGAGUUUUUUGUUCAAAACAUGGAUUGACUCGAUCUCAAAAAAAAUAAUGAGGUUAUAGCUAUUCAAAUUCAUGCAACUUGGUAAUACUAUGGACAAAUUUUUAAGAAACUCUAAUUGCAUAUUGCUAAACUGAAGCUGCCCAUAUUCAGCAAACUGGAAUUGUUAAAAUCAAUUAAAAGGGAACAAAAGACGUCUAAUUAGUUAAGUUAAUCAAAGAUAUUGAAGCACAGCUCUCUGCAAAAGUUCCACUAUGACGUGUAAUUGCACAAAGUUUCAAGCUUGCAUUCAUAGUUGUUUUUGGACCAAAUCCGAUUUUGUUAGGGGGUGCAAUGUUUAUAAGAACAAUUGGCACCCCGGAGUCAUCUGAAGCCAAUGGAGAACUUCUACAAAGCUAAAUCUGGAGAAGGCAAAGAAAGGCGGAGGGAAAGGGGUUUUAACGUCGGCUCUGGGUUCUUUCGGAAAGUCUGACUCUAGGCAUGCAACGUUAUUGUGAGUUAACUGAGAGGCAAAGUCAGAAAAGCAAUCGAAUCUUUAAUGCCUCUGCGGUAAUUGUUAGAAGUCGAACAUUCAAUUAGUAUCCUUGACAUUGCAAACAAUCCUUCUUUCUUUCGAGUCCUCACACGCUAAUUAAAACCCGGGCUUGAAAUAAUCGAACCAUUAAAAAGAAUAAAGAUUUAGAUGUUAUUCCUUUGCAGAAAAGGGUAGGCAAAUGAACACUGCGUGUGUGUAAUAUGAAUUAUAAUAAUGAUCAGCUAAAAUAGAUAGACAGUUUAGAUGUAGGUAAAAAGUUCAGUCGUAUUAACAUACUAAAGGCCUACUUGAGUGCAAGUACAAAACUGUACAACAAAAAUUACAUACAUACUGUAUGCAACAAUUAACAAUGAAACAAUAAUAAUAAUUAACAUUUAAACAAUAGCUUCAAUUAUCUGUUGCAUGCUUAUUCAUGAGCUGGCGUCUCCUCGUGCUGUGUCAACAUCAACUGGCCUCUGCCCUGCAGACUGUACAAUGUGUUUCCAUAGUGUUUGGAAUUGAAGGUCACUCGCAGGAAGAACAAAUUUAGAUAUCAACUGACAACUUUUGGUAUGCUAUAAGUAUUUGAUUUGAGCGUUUGACAUAAAUGAUCAGUGUUCUUAAUGGGAAAUCCUAACGAUAAACGCGUUAGUUAAUAUUUAAAUGCAUUUGUGCAUAAAGGGAUUAGCUCAUAAAUUCGAUUUACUUGCGGGAAUUAAGCAUUCUGAUUGGACCCUAGCGCACAGAGCCAUUCACACCACAUUCAUGAGCGAUUCUAAUGGUAAUAUAUUUUUUAAAUCAACUAACUAACAAUAAAAUCCCUUUGCAAUUAGACCAAACUGAUAAUGAUGAGAGCGUUAACAUCAGGUAAAUAGCUAAAUAUCUUCUAUCAAUGCUUAUAUUCAACAAACAUUUUUAGAAGUCAAAUGGCCUGCUAAAUAACUGUCAGACAGUGUAGCACAUUCAUCUGAGGAGCAAGUCUACGCGGGCAACUUGACGUAGGCCUACAACUUCACACACGCACAAAAUGGCAACCACUAUUUAUAACAAUAACAACAAUAGACCUAACCAGAAUAAUAAUAGUAACGCUACAAAUAAUACCAAUAAUAAUACCAAGAAGUCGAGUCAUCAUAACCAUCACAAUAGUCACCAAACUGUCGCCUAUAAGGGCCCUGUGUUUAGCGCAAUCAUGUAACAUGCCUGGAUUUUAACCUUUAUUUAAAGAUUUUUAUUCAAACUGUCCACUUUUCAUUUAUGUCAGAUGGUCCAGCAUCAUCCUUAGACAAUUUGCUUUCAAUUUUGGUGUAAUUCUCAUUUCUGGAUGAGGCUUAAAAUUAAGGAUAAAAUCUUGCUAUGUCACGAUUGUGCAAAACCCCAAUUGCUUUUGUAUUAUUAAAAUACAUUGGUAACUAGCUAUCCA
Oncorhynchus tshawytscha (Chinook salmon) is the source of this 5581-nucleotide messenger RNA. It is a transcript of the gene otx2b, whose product is annotated as orthodenticle homeobox 2b. Gene Ontology annotation, cellular component: nucleus. Bases 441 to 1310 code for a protein of 289 amino acids. Gene Ontology annotation, molecular function: DNA-binding transcription factor activity, RNA polymerase II-specific; RNA polymerase II cis-regulatory region sequence-specific DNA binding. Lineage: Eukaryota; Metazoa; Chordata; Actinopteri; Salmoniformes; Salmonidae. Gene Ontology annotation, biological process: multicellular organism development; regulation of transcription by RNA polymerase II. The transcript is spliced from 4 exons. The record is from RefSeq and is a predicted model, not a curated record.